Messenger RNA from Schistocerca gregaria, 4625 nucleotides. Its product is annotated as exocyst complex component 7-like. Gene Ontology annotation, molecular function: phosphatidylinositol-4,5-bisphosphate binding. The transcript is spliced from 4 exons. Lineage: Eukaryota; Metazoa; Arthropoda; Insecta; Orthoptera; Acrididae. Gene Ontology annotation, biological process: exocytosis. Gene Ontology annotation, cellular component: exocyst. The record is from RefSeq and is a predicted model, not a curated record. The coding region runs from base 24 to 2480 and encodes 818 amino acids.
GAUUUGGUCGCGUCGUCCUAGCCAUGCCCUCUUCGAACGGAGGAUCCAACUUCGGCCUCUCUAUUUGCAGCGACGGCGAGGACCCGGUCAACACGGACGCCGUCAGCGAAAUCAUCGAAAAAGAGAUUCAACUGCGUCAAUAUGGAAACGCUGGCAAGGCCAAGCUGUCGGCCGCGCAGAGCGAGGUCUUUGCGGCCUGGGAAGAAGACCGAGCAUCUUACGGAUUCGUCGUCAACUCUCUCAAUUACGCCGACGAGCUUUCAAACAAAAUGCUCGACACGCUGAGCAACUUUGAGGACAGGGUCGAUAAGCUGUUGGUAAAAACCGGCCAACUCCAAAUGCAGACAGAGACGUGGAAACGAGUGCACACAAACAUCACCGACAGCCUGUCCAGAAUCGACGACACGCUGUCUAAAUUCGACGCCAUUGAGGAAUUGAAGUAUUGUUUGAUGAUGCAAAUCGCGUCUCCAGCGACGGAGGAAGCCUCGGAAAAACCCUGGGACGCGGCUUCGGUGGAGGGCGUGCAGGUCGAGGAGCCGGAGGCGAAGCUCCUAGAUGUGUCGAGUUUAGGGAUCACGCCCAAACGCAAGGAGAAGGCGGACAGGUCAGGCGACGCCGGCCAAGUGACGCUCGACACAUAUUUGGGCAACUUGGAAUCUAUUCAAAAAAUCAGGGUCUAUAUAUCGGAGCACAGCAGCUACAUGAACGCCAGCGACGCACUCAAUGAGAUAGCCAAGUUGAGGGUUGCGGGAAUGACCAAGGUUUACUUACACUAUUCCCAGCAGUUGGCCUACCAAACGUCGUCGCCUAUUCAGAUCUUAUGUGAAUUGAUCGAGGACACGUCUUCGGGUCAGGGUCCAAUUAUGUCCAACGUUUUAUUCAUUCGCCGAAACGUCGACUUGUUGGAAGGGAAGAGUUUGGAUCCUUACAUUGAGAACGAGAACAACGUGGUGAAGUUGGUUUCAGACGAAGCGAAAGCUAACCUUCAGAAGGUUGUUCUGUUUUUGCAGCAGAAUCGUCAAUCGAGCGCUGGAGGGACCCAAUUUCCUUACUUGGAGCUGUACCACAGCAAGAGAUCCUCUUUUUUGUCCCAGACGAUACAGGGGACGUUUUCUUUGGAAAUGGUGCUCAAGGGAGGAGAAGACAUGAUUGUGAGCCGCCACAAGCGCGGGAUUGUAGGCACAUAUUUGAAACCUGUGAGGGGGUUGGUGAUAAGAGAUCAGAACGGAAGUGCCGGCGCACGUGAGAGAGGGUCUUACACGAGCUUGUCGGCGGCGGUUUAUCGGAAGGGGAGUCACAUUUUUUUGCAGUUCAUGAGGUGUUUGUUGGUUUUAUUGAAGUCAGAAAGGGCAUUGGCGGAAUACGUGAUUCAACACAGGCCUUUUUCGAGUUUUUCGAAGGUGUCGGAAGACGCGUUGUCGAAGUUCAGCGAGACAGGAGAUCAGUUGCUCCAAGAGCAAAAGAAGAAUCCGAACAGGAUUUACGGGAUUUCCGUUUUGCUAGACAGCUAUGGAUUGUUGAAGAAGCUGAUUCCCGGAUAUAGGACGGUGUUAAAGCCUCCAGAUGCGCAACACGAAUCGACGCCGAUUACUAGUUUUUAUUCGAAGUUAGAGUCUGCGUGUCAACAGUUAUUUGAGCAAGUUUUGGGUGAUGUGAGAUCGGAUAGUGCCAAGUUGCUGCCAUCGGAUGGCAACGUGCACGAGCUCAGUAGCAUGACGAUCAGCUUUUUGGUCCACCUGUUUGAGUAUCGAGAUGUGGUCAUUCAGCUGUUACCUCCGGCUCAGUCGAGUGGCGCGAGUCCUCUGGGGGAGUACAUCGUCUCGGUGAUCGCUGCCCUGAAGGAGAAUUUGAUUCAAAAGACGAAGAAGGGUGGGAAGAAGCAGGGGGGGGCAUUUUACAGCUUGCAGACGUCUUCUGGCACGACGGCAUUAUCGAACAUUUUUUUGUUAAACAACUAUCAUUUUAUUUGCAAGAACGUUCAGAACUCGGCGCUGUGCGACGAAAUUGGGAAGGAGGUUUGCGCGGAAUACUUCGAAUGGAUGAACGAACAGCAAGAACUUUACAGACAGUCUUGGAACAGCAUUUUGGGACACAUAUCGUGGGAUUUGCCCAAAGAUCGAUCAGGCAGCAAGAAGGGUGGAGGGAGCAAGGUGAAGGCAAGCAUCAAGUCAAAACUGAAGUCUUUCAAUUCCGAGAUUACCGAGAGCUACAUCCAACAGAAACAGUAUUUGAUUCCGGAUGCAGAGUUGCUGAAGAUGAUGCACGAGAUGCUUGUGAAGUUGGUUGUGCCAAAGUAUCGGAACUUUUUGGAGAAUCUUUCCAGGGUUGAAUUUACCAAGAACCGGUCCAAGUACAUCAAGUUGGAUGCACCAACUCUAGAGAAGAUGUUAAAUCGAUUCUUUAAGGGGUCUUUGAAGGAGGGAGGCAGCUUGGAAGAGAUCGUAGAAUCUCUGAGGGAUCAGGCUGAUAAGGCUGAGUAAGCGUUUUUUUUUUUUUUAUGUUUUCAGUUUUCUUGUUCGGCGAGUUAUGGCGGACUCUGAACCGAAUGGACCGUUCGAAGAGCGCUCGAACCCUUCCGUGAAUGAGGAGCGACCGAGCGAUGGCUUGCUGUCGAUCAGCGAUUUUUCGAAGUUGCCGACUUGGAACCGAAGAGUACGAAGGAUACAGUAGAUAGUGUGUGGAGUUCGAGGUCUGAAUCUUUGGUCUAUGCAGGAAGUGUCCGACGCGCUCUCUAAAUGGCAAGAGCGACAUGGGCUGAAUAAGGGGGCCGCGCAGGAAGUGUACGAGGAAUGCUUUUUAGAAUGGAAGAAUCUAUUGGUGCGAGGUAUGCAUUUGGCAUUUUAUGGCCUUGGUUCGAAGAAGGAAUUGAUUGAGAAGUUUUAUUUUCGAUCUCUGAAAUCUCAGUCUCCUGCGAUCAUUUUGAACGGAUAUUAUCCGAGCAUAUCGAUUAGAGAAGUUUCGAGCGCGCUUUGCAAUUUGGUUGGAGAAAAAGAGAUAAGUUGCAUGGCGUUUGGCCCCUCGAACACUGAAUUGAUUGCAGAAUGCGUCCGUCGUUUAAAGAGGCCAGUUUACAUUCUUAUUCACAAUGCCGAAGAGUUGAACAAGAACAGUCCGGGAGUCUGGGAGGUCUUGACUAAUCAGAUGUUUCGCGGCUCCAAAGGAAAGAUUCGCACAAUCAUUUCUAUCGACAGUCAAUAUGCGCCCGCCGUUAUUCACCCUUCUCUCCCUUUCAUGUGGAUAGAAGUCCAUACCUACUUGCCCUACCGUUUGGAACUGGCUUACGUUGAGUCAAGUUCUAAGAGUCGCGACGAGGAUGCCAUGCUUUCUGCCGCUCUUGUGACACUCAGCGCACUAUCGAAGGCGUCCAGACUGAUGUUUUGCCUGUUCGCCCACGCUUUGUUGACUCGGGGCGUAAGUUCUGGUAUAUCUGCUAAUGCUCUCUAUGAGCAGUGCUUCAAUUGUUUCAUCUAUCAAACCGACCGUCGUGGAUUCGGCAUACAAGUCAACCAGUACGUGCAGUACGGCAUGAUGGACCUGAACUCUGAAACAGGCGUCAUCAAGACCAAGCUGUCGGAAAGGUCCCUGCGAGAAAUACUGAAGGCACAUAAAGAUUGUUGGGUGGGCUUUGUCGACGAAUUAAGCUGAAAAUCUCGUACAAAAAAAAAUCUCACCUAACAGAGACUAUAUGUAUAUAUAUAUAUAUAUGUUGAAUGUUCAGGGCCAUUUUUUUUGACGCCCUUUCCUCGCCUGGUGUUCUAGAUAUCGUGUGCGCUUACUCCUCCAAGAGUCUUUUUGCGCAUUCUUCCAGCAUUUUCACCUUUUCGUCUCGGAGUAUGCUGGCGUUCAUCAGCAACACCUCAUUGUUUGCGGUCAACAGCUCGAGCGCGAGUUGGCUCAUUGUCUCGGCCGUUUCAUUGAUGUCGCCUGCCAUCUCUUCGAUUGCCGACGCCAAGAGUCCGGUUUGUCUGACGAACUGUUCCUGGAUGUCGUCUGCUGAUUCCUCGUGGUCUAAAUCCAUGAUCAUUGACUCGGCCACAGCUGUGGCAUUUUGAGCGCUCGUGCCCGUCUUCGCGGCCGGACUCACUCCAGGUCCGAAUCGUCCAGACGGUGAGUCCGGUCGCUCCGGCGAGGGCUUCUCGUACGCCGCCAGAUUCGACACGGAUUUAUUUAUCAAGUUCGAGAGAGGAAACUGAAUUCUUGGCGAAAUCUCGAACCCAAUUUUGGUUUUUUUAGCUUGGCUUGAUCCGAAGAUCGUCUCGUCUCUUGAUCUCUUGGCAGGGUCUUUGUUUUCGGACACGGCGGCGCGAAAGUCUCUCGUCGGUUGGCAGGAAUCGGCGGUGCUUGCUCUCAACAGAGUGACGCUGUUCGAGUUUGGUACAACAUCGUUGACAGGUGUCAAGCCGGUUGGCAUGGGCUGGCGCGUAGCUGUCUCUUUUGUGGGUAUUGCGCCGAACUUAGGAUUCAUUGUCAACUUUGGGAUGACCAGGUGGAACAGGGGUGUUUGGACAUGCUUAGACGAGUUGAAAAGGGAUUCGUUUUUUUGACAGGUGUCAUUGUUCGUUUGGCGUCCUUUUAUAAAGUCUUGAACAGACGGGCCUUUUUGUAGUUGGCUCAGGCGCGUUUCA